Molecule: messenger RNA, 942 nt
Organism: Onychostoma macrolepis
Lineage: Eukaryota; Metazoa; Chordata; Actinopteri; Cypriniformes; Cyprinidae
Gene: g0s2
Product: G0/G1 switch 2
Exons: 2
Coding region: 174-512 (112 amino acids)
Source: RefSeq, a predicted model, not a curated record
UCUCCAGCCUCAUGAAUAUUCAUGUAAAGUGGGCGUCGACAGGCGACCGCCGGCCUUAAAUAGACAGAGCAUCUGUACCUCCAGCACCCACAGAAACUCUGAGGAUAAACCUUAACAAGGACUUAUCAUCUGAGCGGGUUCUGCAACGUCUUACAAACGAAACUACAACUGAAAUGGACACUAUGCAUGAGCUCAUCCCUUUUGCUAAGGAAAUGCUGAGUGCCGGUCCCUCCAAGGGCUCCCUGAAGGUCUAUCUAGUGGGCGGCACGUUCGCCGUCCUGGGAAUGGUGAGCGGUGUGGUCCAGGUGGCCUCUUCCUUCUUCCCUGACCAUGAGGAGCCUGACUUUGAGAUGCUGAAGGUGCGGGAGCUCAUGCCGGUGAAGGAGCAGGUCCAGGAGCCGCAAACCAGCAUCCUUGAAGAUGACGAGAUGGAUGCGGUGAUGGAGGCCAAGGCUAAGGAACUGCCGGUGAACAGACAGAGGCGGAUGAGUUUCAGAGCUCACGCUUCGUAAGGCUCGUGCCCUGCUGCUGUUAACGCUACGUGAAGAAAGUUGAGCCAAAAUGAAGUUCUGCUUGUGCACUGAUCCGCGAGGAACACAGUUAUUGUACUGAGAGCUGCAGAGCAGCAGGGAGAGGGAAAUAACGACUUGAUAGUUUACGACUGUUACGUAUGUCUGUUUAGAUGGUGUAACGAUUUUUUAUCAGAUGAUAACUAUUUAUAAAGGAUGUAUAAAAGUCAUGUGUAGAGUGUGCUCACUUUUACUGCCAUAAAAUAAAUACAUAUUUGCUCAAUCUCUGUCACUCUGUUGUAGAUGAUGUUAUGAUUUUCAGAGUCUUUUCUCAUUUGUGCUUAUGUGGAAUUGAUUUUCACAUAAAGACAAAUCUAAUAAAUGAAAUGUUCUGUUUACUUUCUUUCUGAAAUAAAAAAAAAAUAAAAAAUUG